CUGUCUUACGGCUAUGACAUAAUCAGUUUCCGAAAACUCUUUCCAAGUCAGAAAUUCUGACAUAACAUUGUCAAUAAACUAACCUAAAAUUUUCAAAUGUAAUGAAAAAUGAAUUUAAAUAAAUUGAAUAUGUGGAGGAGAGCACCUUUACAGACUAAUGUAGCUUCGAUGGUUAAUUUGUCACAAAUCACGUUUGCAGGAUAUAGUACUAAGAAUAAGAACUCUAGCAGUAGUUCUAGUUCCGACAGUGAUGUAGAUUUACCUAAAAAGAUAGAUGCAGAAACUAAAAAUAAAGAAACGGUUACCAAACUUAACAAUCUUCUACAAGAGUUAAUACAAAAUGAUGUAGUGGCUAAAAGUUCCAAGUUAGACUUAGCUAAACCUAAAAAUAAAAGGAUUCCAAAGGAAGAAAGGGAAUCCAAAAAAAUUGAAAGUACAGAAAUGCAGUUGAUAAAAGCAGUUACAGAUGUUGCUAAAGAUAUUGGUGGAAAUACUAAACAAACUGAAUCUGAAUUGUUAGCAAAACUUUUAGGUCCAAAUAACAACACACCUUCAUCUAAAAAUUUAAAUGAUAUAAUUAAAGACAUGAAAAUUGAUAGAGAAGUAAAGACUAAAGAAAAGUCUAAAGCAGAGCAAGUGCGAAAUAUUUUACAACAUAUGAGAGCAAAUCAAAGGCAAGAGUCAAGAAAAGAACCUAUUAAAAUUAGAAAACCUCAACAGCUAAGGACAAGACAAGAAAUGGUACUCAAAAGAAUAGAUCUUUUUGGUAAUCAACCUUUGGGUAUAUUUACUAACAAAGACCUACAAGAUAAUGAAAUAAAAACUUGGCAGAAACUUCAUAAACAAGAUUUAAAAUUAGCUGUCACACAUCCUCCUUCAAAUUACUUCCAGCAAAUGAUUUUGUGGACAGAACAAGGGAAAUUAUGGAAAUUUCCUAUUGAUAACGAGCAAGGAUUGGAGGAAGAAAAGAAAGUUGAUUUUACAAAGCACAUCUUUUUAGAAGAGCACUUGGAGCCUUGGUGUCCACCGAAAGGUCCCAUUAGACAUUAUAUGGAGCUGGUGUGUGUGGGUCUGUCAAAAAAUCCAUAUUUAACUGUUGAAGCAAAAAUAGAACAUAUAGAAUGGUACAAAAACUAUUUUGAAGAGAAAAAGAAACUGCUGCAAGAGGUUGGAGCAAUUCCCAGUGAAACUAAUACAGAAAAUCAAAAACAAAUAGAAUAAGUUUGUAAUAAAAAAAAAUUAGUAAAACUAUUAGAUAACUAAA
Diorhabda sublineata is the source of this 1264-nucleotide messenger RNA. RefSeq names its product 28S ribosomal protein S31, mitochondrial (gene mRpS31). The coding region runs from base 109 to 1221 and encodes 370 amino acids. Lineage: Eukaryota; Metazoa; Arthropoda; Insecta; Coleoptera; Chrysomelidae. Gene Ontology annotation, molecular function: structural constituent of ribosome. The record is from RefSeq and is a predicted model, not a curated record. Gene Ontology annotation, cellular component: mitochondrial small ribosomal subunit. The transcript has 7 exons.